AUUGCCGUCACUUUCUUCUUUCCUCUCUUCAUUCUCAAUUCUAUCUUCUCUUUCUCUUUCUUGUCUGUUUUGCCUUCAUUUCUCAAUCAUGUAUGCUUUUCACCAAGAACAGCAUCUUUAUGCCUUGCAUAUGGCACAAGAAGAAAUGCUAAAAUCUACCCGUGAAAAAAGUUGGGUAAUGACCUCUCACGAGGCUGGAUUCGUCAAACUUCCCAAUGAACGAAUUCUUUAUACUUCACCCCCUCGAACGAGUUUACAAAUUUCUACGACGACUACACCUCCUGGCGCAGAGCCAUAUUCAGCCAAAAGUGAUGCUGGGGUUGUUUAUAUCAGUAACCAACGAAUAAUUUAUCUUCCAAGUACACCUACCCCCGAACUUCAAUCAUUUUCUUCGCCAAUUCUCAACUUGCAAGAUAGUUAUGUUCGUGCGCCAUUCUUCGGUGCCAAUUACUGGACUGCUCUCUGCAAGCCGGUCUCGGGAGGUGGAAUUCCUCCAGACUAUCCAUCGGUUGAGCUCAAGAUGACAUUCAGAGAAGGCGGGGCUUUCGAUUUUCAUUCUUGCUUGGAGCAAAUAAAGGAGCGUCUAUACCAAGUUUAUAGUGUCGCACGCGAACAUGGAGGAAGGGGAACGAGUGGAGUAGAUUUGGCGAACAUGGAUUUAGAGCAAUUACCUGCCUAUGAAGCUGCGACAGAGGUUGCAGAUGAGGCACCUGAGGUAGCUCGAGAUAGCGGGGUAGCAAGCACAACUGGAAGUUCACGGCCCGAGACCUUCACCGCGCCAGCUGAGCCCCCUCCAGAUUAUGAAGAAGCACAAGCACAAGCCGUUUCGGUGGACCUGGAUCAGCGAUUACGAGAGCAGGCCGAGAGAUAAUGAGAGGGGGUAAGCGACAUAUAUAGAAUGCUGUGUUACAUAUAUUUUGUUACAUCGGGUAUUACGAAGUCAUGAAUAAAUGAAUACUGGGAAGGUAGGACAUCUAUGGAGGGGGGAAAGGCGUUCUUCUAUCACAAAUUUGCACAUACGAUUUGGCACGGUCUAUGAUCAGAAAUGGGGCUAUAAAGCAGCACUGCAAUGGCGUUUUGAGAGGUUGAUGAUAAAUUGCUUCAAGAUGGAAUUGAUGUCUAAAAUAGUCUGAAAUAGCUAGUAUAUCAUGAGAAAUGAAUAAAAAUUAAAAA
Molecule: messenger RNA, 1173 nt
Organism: Botrytis sinoallii
Lineage: Eukaryota; Fungi; Ascomycota; Leotiomycetes; Helotiales; Sclerotiniaceae
Exons: 2
Biological process (GO): positive regulation of DNA-templated transcription
Cellular component (GO): nucleus
Molecular function (GO): chromatin DNA binding; transcription coactivator activity
Source: RefSeq, a predicted model, not a curated record